ACCAACCCCCUUCCCUUUCCUUCCCUUUCCUUCCCUUUCAACCUUCUAUAAAUUUCCUUCGAUCUUUACUCCUCCCAAGCUCCAUCCAGAUCUGAUCUCUCCGCUGCUGUGCCAUGGAUCUUCUCCUGCUGGAGAAGGCCCUUUUGGGCCUCUUCGCCGCCGUCACGCUCGCCAUCGUCAUCUCCAAGAUCCGCGGCAAGCACUUCAAGCUUCCUCCCGGUCCCCUCCCCGUGCCUGUUUUCGGAAACUGGCUCCAGGUGGGCGACGACCUCAACCACCGAAACCUCACCGAUCUCGCCAAGCGUUUCGGCCACAUCCUUCUCCUCCGCAUGGGCGUCCGAAACUUGGUGGUCGUCUCCUCGCCGGAGCUCGCGCGCGAGGUCCUCCACGCGCAGGGGGUCGAGUUCGGCUCCCGCACCCGUAACGUCGUUUUUGACAUCUUCACCGGCAAGGGCCAGGACAUGGUCUUCACCGUCUACGGCGACCACUGGCGCAAGAUGCGGCGGAUCAUGACCGUGCCCUUCUUUACCAACAAGGUGGUGCAGCAGAACCGGCAGGGGUGGGAGGAGGAGGCGCGCCAGGUGGUGGAGGAUGUGAAGAAGGACGCCAAGGCCGCCACCGACGGAGUCGUGCUCCGCCGCCGCCUGCAGCUCAUGAUGUACAACAACAUGUAUCGGAUCAUGUUCAACUACCGUUUCCAAGGCAUGGAUGACCCCCUCUUCAACAAGCUCAAGGCGGCCAACGGCGAGCGCAGCCGCCUCGCCCAGAGCUUCGAUUACAAUUAUGGUGAUUUCAUCCCCAUCCUGAGACCCUUACUCAGGGGCUAUCUCAAAAAGUGCCAGGAUCUCAAGGACAGCCGUCUCAGUCUCUUCGAUGAUCACUUUGUAGCUCAGAAAAAGAAGAUGAUGGAGGAAAUGGGAUCUAAGAUGGAGCUCAACUGCGCCAUUGAUCACAUCCUGGAUGCGGAGAGGAGAGGGGAGAUAAACUACGACAAUGUUCUCUACAUAGUCGAGAACAUCAAUGUUGCAGCCAUCGAGACUACGUUGUGGUCGAUCGAGUGGGGGGUGGCGGAGUUGGUGAACCAUCCGGAGAUUCAGCGGAAGCUUCGGGCGGAGCUCGACACGGUGCUGGGACCGGGGGUGCCGAUCACGGAGCCGGACAUCCAGAGGCUUCCGUACUUGCAGGCGGUGAUCAAGGAGACCCUCCGGUUGCGCAUGGCCAUUCCCCUCCUCGUCCCCCACAUGAACCUCAACGACGCCAAGCUCGGCGGCUACGACAUCCCGGCCGAGAGCAAGAUCCUGGUCAACGCCUGGUGGCUCGCCAACAACCCCGCCCACUGGAAGAAGCCCGAGGAGUUCCGCCCGGAGCGCUUCCUGGAGGAGGAGGCCAAGGUGGAGGCCAACGGCAACGACUUCCGCUACCUGCCCUUCGGUGUCGGCCGCCGUAGCUGCCCGGGCAUCAUUCUUGCGCUGCCCAUCCUCGGCAUCACCCUCGGCCGCCUCGUCCAGAACUUCGAGCUGCUGCCGCCGCCGGGGACCAAGCAGGUCGACACCGCCGAGAAGGGCGGCCAGUUCAGCCUCCACAUCCUCAAGCACUCCACCGUCGUCUGCAAACCCAGGGCGUGAGAUCUCAUUCUCAUCUCAAAUUGAUUGAUUGUGCGCAUUCAUAGCUUCUGAUAUUCAGCAAUCGUGCUCUUCUUGGUGGGGUUUGCUAUUCUAUUCUAUUACGAUUUCAUAAAGAGCUCGUGCAUGGUUUGUUAGUCUUUGAUGGUAAACUUAGAGCUUCUUGGAACUUAAUUUUGUGAA
Molecule: messenger RNA, 1805 nt
Organism: Zingiber officinale
Lineage: Eukaryota; Viridiplantae; Streptophyta; Magnoliopsida; Zingiberales; Zingiberaceae
Product: trans-cinnamate 4-monooxygenase-like
Exons: 3
Coding region: 114-1625 (503 amino acids)
Biological process (GO): lignin metabolic process
Molecular function (GO): iron ion binding; trans-cinnamate 4-monooxygenase activity; heme binding
Source: RefSeq, a predicted model, not a curated record